Molecule: messenger RNA, 2358 nt
Organism: Exophiala mesophila
Lineage: Eukaryota; Fungi; Ascomycota; Eurotiomycetes; Chaetothyriales; Herpotrichiellaceae
Exons: 3
Coding region: 1-2358 (785 amino acids)
Biological process (GO): DNA-templated transcription; regulation of DNA-templated transcription
Molecular function (GO): zinc ion binding; DNA binding; DNA-binding transcription factor activity, RNA polymerase II-specific
Source: RefSeq, a predicted model, not a curated record
AUGACUUCGCCCUUCUCUCCUUCUGCACAGUCGCCAUCCAAAAGUCCCUUCGCCUGCCUCCGAUGCGCAGUGCGGAAAGUCAAGUGCAAUAAAGAAUUCCCCUGCAAUACCUGCGUCCGUCACAAUGAGCAGUGCGUUUUCCGCCCACCCAAACCUUCCCAAAGGAGGCAGAAACACCAACGAGAACAGCUUUUGUCCGCCCGUCUCAAGCGCUAUGAAUCACUGUUGCACGCCAAUGGCAUCGACCUCGCUCAGAUAGCAGAUCCCUCCAGCCCUGACCCAAGCGAAGCCGUCACCAAGCCAGAUGCCAUCGAAUGUAUCGAACCCCGAUGCCAAUUGCACACCCCCGUGUCACCCUCAAACGCGCCGACCGAAUCAACUGAACCUCAGACCACUGUUUUUCAACCCCAGCUGCUAUUUGGCCAAAACGGCGCCAAGUUGGUGGACAAUAAUCUGUGGUCGAGAGUCGCAGAAGAGAUCCAAGACGAUGUUGACGACAUUCAAGACGACUCUAGCGACGCUGCAAGCGAUGCAGAGACUUCCAAUAGCAAUUCUGCCUAUGUCCUCGGAGCUGAACCUCUUCAGCCAGCCUUCUCUCACCCCCCAAAUCAACAUAGUCUCUAUCUCUGGCACGCUUUCCUCCGCAAUGUCAACCCUCUGACCAAAUUGGUCCAUGUCCCAACCCUCCAACCGGCCUUUGACAAGGCUCGGGCCAACAUCAACCACAUCCCGAGUGGCUUCGAGGCCUUGAUGUAUGCCAUCUACAGCAUCUCCGUGCUCUCUCUGUCAGACCAGGAAUGCGACGAUGUUCUGGGACAGCCCCGCAAGACAAUACAUCGUUAUUAUGUCUCCGCUACCAAGGCUGCGCUGGCCCGUGCCAAGUUUAUGAGCAGCACAAGUAUCGUCGUUCUACAGGCCUUGAUCCUGCAUAUCCUAUCCAUCCGAGACUCAUACCACUUUCGCGCCCUUUGGACCCUCACUGGUCUUGCAAUCCGUAUCGCCCAGGUCGCCGGCCUGCACGUUGACGGCACCCUGUUAGGAUUAUCCCCAUUCGAGUCGGAGAUUCGUCGACGGAUAUGGUGGCAGCUCACGCUAAAUGACUUUCGUGCGGCCGAACUAUGUGGCCAGGCCAAGUUUCGCAACCUGGAAUUGGACGAAACGUCACCCAGGAAACCGGCCAACGUUGAUGACAGUGAUCUGUUUCCCUCCAUGACCGAACUACCCCAAGAGUCUGCUAAACCCACAGAAAUGCUCUGGUGUGUUAUCAGAGCAGACAUGAUAAGGUUUGCCGCAGGUCCGAUCUUCAAAUCACAGAGACAACCAAACCCUGCAUUCACGUCGGAAGAAUACACUGCUCUGGACGACCUGAAAAGCAAAGAUGAGUUUAGUCGCCAGCUUGAAGAUCGUCUCGAGACAAAGUACCUGCGCUUUUGCGACCCAUCACAGCCACUGCAUCUUUUGGCUUUGAUUGUGGGUCGUGUCGCUACAAACAUCAUCCGCUUCAUUUCUCAUCAUCCCCGGAGAUGGUCAACGCAAAAGGAAGUGCCCCAGUCCGAAAGGCAACUGCUAUGGGAUAUUGUCACUCGAUUGUUGGAGCAGUAUAACAUGGCACAAUCAACCCCACAACUCCGACGCUUCGCCUGGAAUGCCCCCUACUUUAUUCAAUGGCAAGCUGUGAUCCAUCUCAUUGAUACGCUGCGGGCUGAGCCUUUGCACGCGGAUGCCGAGAAAGCUUGGAAACUCAUCGACGUUCUGUAUGAGAACAACUCUGAAAUGCUGCUGGGCAAUAAAGAGACUAUUUAUGUGGCAGUCGGCAACUUGUGUCUGAAAGCAUACAAUGCCAGACUGUCUGCCUUGCAAGAGCAGGGCCAUGCCCAGUCUGACGUACCUGGGUAUAUCGUGACGCUGAGGAAACAGCGUGAAGAGGCUAGACUGAGACGGCAGUUCUCAGUUGCCAAACGCCAGGCGAGUGUCAACCCGUCAGAACAAGUGGCAGGCUCGAAAAUGUCGCCAAGCACAAUCAGCAACGUUGGAGAUGUGCAUACUGGCCAUCGAUCAAAACCAGACGGAAGAGACGGAAAAUCAGACGUCUGGCCCCAAGAAGGUGAUCUCAGAACAGGGGACGACGCGUUCUGGCUCAGCAGCCACACUGGUGGCAAUGUCGUCUCCAACAACGGAGCCCACGACAUUGAGACGAUCCUCGCCCAAGAGCUCGCGACCGACAACUUGAACAAUGACAUUAUCAAUUGGGAGCAAUGGGAUGUCUGGCUCGGUAGCGGAUCAAGCAUGGCGAUGGGCCUUGUUGAGCAACGCCAUGGCUUCGCAGACAGAACAGCCACCUCUGAACUCACGAAUUAA